Molecule: messenger RNA, 231 nt
Organism: Symbiodinium pilosum
Lineage: Eukaryota; Dinophyceae; Suessiales; Symbiodiniaceae
Source: the annotation of a GenBank genome assembly
AUGGACUACAAGUUCGGCGAUGUCUCCAAGGAGGCCGCUAAGCGUGCAAAGACCGCUGUGGCUACCCUUCUGGGUAAAGAGGAGUACCAGUUCGGGGAUGUGACGAAAGCCGCAGUCAACAAAGCCAUGGACGCGAUCAACGACUGGACUGGCAAGGAGGAGUACAAGUUUGGGGACAUCACCAAGACCCUCCUGCGAAAGACGUUGAAUUAUCUCGAGAAGGAUGACUGA